AUGAAAUAUAAAAGUACAAGAGGAAAGAUAAAUGGUUUAACAUUUGUAGAUGCUGUUAAGAUGGGUCUGGCAGAUGACGGUGGUCUGCUGAUUCCUCAGAGCAUUCCAAAGCUAUCGUCAGAGACUCUCGAGAGUUGGAGAAACAAGUCAUUCCAAGAGCUAUCGUUUGAGAUACUGUCGCUGUAUAUCGAUCGUUCCGAUAUACCAGCUGCCGAUCUCAAAGCUCUCAUCGAGCGCGCCUACUCGACAUUCUCCGACACCAAGAUAACUCCGCUACACCGACUGUCACCGUCGGGAAACACUCUGGUCCUAGAGCUAUUUCACGGUCCUACCUUUAGCUUUAAAGACGUCGCUCUACAGCUGUUAGGCAAUCUCUUUGAGUAUGUACUGAGCGAGCCGAUGACCGUCGUCGCCGCCACCUCUGGCGACACCGGAAGCGCAGCGAUUGCCGGUUUGCGCGCGCGUCAAAACCUCUCGCUGUUUGUGCUCUAUCCAAAGGGAAGAAUCUCCGCUGUUCAAGAGCUACAGAUGGUAACUGUCAACGAUGAUAACAUUCAUCCUAUCGCGGUGACCAAUUCCAACUUUGACGAUUGUCAAUCGCUUGUAAAGACGCUGAUGAACGACCAAGCGUUUAAACACUCACAGCGGCUGGGUGUAGUGAAUUCCAUCAAUUGGGCACGUAUUCUCGCUCAAAUGGUUUACUAUUUCCACGCUUACUUCCAAUCGGGUGCAAAGAGCGUCACCUUCUCUGUGCCAACCGGCAACUUUGGCGAUAUCUUGGCGGGUUUCUAUGCGAGUAAGAUGGGAUUGCCAGUCGACAAUCUCAUUGUGUCGACCAACGACAACGAUAUUCUCGAUCGAUUCUUUAGGGAAGGUAGAUAUGUAAAGCCAGCGUCCGUAGUUCCUACCGUUGCGCCGGCAAUGGAUAUCAACGUAGCCAGCAACUUUGAGCGAUAUCUCUACUACCUCUUUAACGAGGAUUCCGAUAGACUCGUCAAGUUUAUGAAUGAAUUCAACUCACAAGGCACAGCGACUAUCAAUCAAGAGCAACUCGAUCAAACUAAAGCCGAUCGAUUCCUCUCUGCACAUGUCGGUCAACAAGAGAUCGUAGAGACCAUCGCCAGUUACCAUCAAACACUAAACUACACACUCGAUCCACAUACAGCAAUAGGAUUGGCAGCUGCCAAACACCAUGGACUAACAAACUACUCUCACUACAAUCAAAACAGUAACGAUCACGUUUUGAUCUGUCUGUCAACAGCACACCCAGCUAAAUUCAGUGAAACAGUUGAUCGAGCAAUCAACAGUAAACAAUCGGUUGAACAACAAUUUGAACCAACAAGAAAACUGCUAGAACAACAAUCUUCAAACAAUCUAAAUCGUUUUGAAAUGUCAUUAGAUAUAAAUCAAUUAAAACAAUAUAUACUUAAACAUAAUAAAUAA
This is a messenger RNA of Heterostelium album PN500, 1443 nucleotides long. Its product is annotated as threonine synthase. The transcript has a single exon. The record is from RefSeq and is a predicted model, not a curated record. Gene Ontology annotation, biological process: L-threonine biosynthetic process. Bases 1 to 1443 code for a protein of 480 amino acids. Gene Ontology annotation, molecular function: threonine synthase activity; pyridoxal phosphate binding. NCBI's taxonomy places the organism in Eukaryota, Evosea, Eumycetozoa, Acytosteliales, Acytosteliaceae.